Molecule: messenger RNA, 1144 nt
Organism: Tetranychus urticae (two-spotted spider mite)
Lineage: Eukaryota; Metazoa; Arthropoda; Arachnida; Trombidiformes; Tetranychidae
Source: RefSeq, a predicted model, not a curated record
AUUUAUUAAUGCUUUCACAUUUUUAAUGUUGUUACAGUCUUAAAGGAGUUUACCUUUAAAGUUGCAAUCUAUUUUCACUUUUUUUACCACUUCAGUACCAUUAACUAUUCAAUCAUUACAGUGUUCAGUGUCAAAAUUCUGGUGAUUCAACCAUUCAACAGUUUAACUUCAUCAUUUGCGGUAACAAAUCAGUGAAUAAAUCAAGUUAAACAACAUGAAAUUUCUGUGUAUUACAGCCAUUCUCGCUAUCCUAUGUAUUGGGAAAAUUGAGAGUCAACAAUGUCACCUUCGAGAACUUGAUCUUUGCGCUGCAACUUUAUUGGUUUUUACCAAUAAUCCUUCAGAAACAACUGGAACUGACGAGGAAAUUGAGCGACAAUGUGGAUUUAUCCGUGAAGCUGAGGAAUGUCACAAAAACUUUACCUCCAAAUGUGCCACAGAAUCUCAGAAGGAAUUAGUUGAAUUCCUUGGAACUGGAGGUAAAAAGGUUGCUGACGAGUUCUGUACUGCUGGAACCAAAUUACGGGAAGAUUACAAGAAACACGCUAAAUGUAUGUCUGAAUCACGAAAGGAUUCAAAGAAAUGCACAAAAGACUUGAAAGCAGCUUUGGAAAUAAUCUCAGACACUCAAUGGGACAAACGUAUUUCAACCAGUUGUUGUGCCUUUAACCGUUUCGAUGACUGUUUAACCUCCAAUCUACGAACCAAAUGUGGUGAUGAAGCCGUUGAAAUUAGCCGUAAAUUGGUUCGUCUGGCUGCAUCAAGAUUACCCGAGAUUGUCUGUCAAUCUUACAAAGGAGACAAAUGUACAGGUUUACUUCCUCCAUCUGGAACUGCACCGACUGGAACUAAAUCAAACAGUUUAUUGUCAAGAGUUUUCUCAACUUAUGUUGGCAAUCAAGACUAAUUUCCCAACCAAUCUUUCCUCUUAAUCACUGGAAUCAAUGCCAAUAUCGUGAUAUUACGUUUUGCUCUUCUCCAUUAUCACCAUUUAUUGUCUUUUUAAUUUCUUAUUCAUUUCAUGAUCACAAAAAACCCAUGAGGCAACAAGUCAUCUUUUUCAGUUCCUGAGAAAUAAUUUUCUCUUUUCUCAUUAUUUCAAUGUAAUCCUUUUUUUUAAUGGCAACUAAAAAUUUACAAUCAA